ACCUCAAGAAGAAGAAGACGAAGAAGACCGGCGUUGUUGACACUUCGAAAGGCAACAAUGGCGACCGACGUGAGGCAGGAGCUUGCACAGCUGAUGAAUUCUAGUGGUUCUCAUAAAGAUCUUGCUGCCAAAUACCGACAAAUUUUGGAGAAAGCUGUUCAGUUCACGGAUGCAGACCAACUGGAAUCCUUGAAGGCCUUUGUUGAAGCAAUGGUCAAUGAAAACGUCAGUCUUGUCAUCUCGAGACAACUGCUCACCGACUUCUGCACACAUCUGCCCAACCUGCCCGACGCCACAGCCAAAGCGGUGUAUCACUUCACCUUGGAAAAGAUCCAGCCGAGGGUCAUCUCCUUCGAGGAACAAGUAGCCUCCAUCAGACAGCACUUAGCAACCAUUUAUGAAAAGGAGGGAGACUGGAGAAAUGCCGCCCAGGUUUUAGUUGGUAUUCCCCUGGAAACAGGACAGAAGCAAUACAAUGUUGACUAUAAGUUGGACACAUACCUGAAAAUUGCCCGUCUCUACUUAGAAGACGAUGACCCGGUGCAGGCAGAAGCCUACAUCAACAGAGCCUCAUUGCUUCAGAAUGAGUCUUCUAACGAACAGCUGCAAAUUCAUUACAAGGUUUGCUAUGCCAGAGUUCUAGAUUUCAGGAGGAAGUUCAUUGAAGCUGCACAGAGAUACAACGAGCUGUCUUAUAAGUCAAUUGUCCAUGAGAGUGAACGUCUAGAGGCACUGAAGCAUGCCCUGAACUGCACCAUACUGGCUUCUGCAGGCCAGCAGCGUUCUCGAAUGUUGGCCACUCUGUUUAAGGAUGAGCGCUGUCAGCAGCUGGCUGCAUAUGGUAUUCUAGAGAAGAUGUACUUGGACCGAAUCAUCAGAGGAAACCAGCUGCAGGAGUUUGCUGCCAUGCUCAUGCCUCACCAGAAGGCCACCACAGCAGAUGGCUCCAGCAUCCUCGACAGAGCUGUGAUUGAACACAACCUCCUGUCAGCCAGUAAACUCUACAACAACAUCACUUUUGAAGAACUAGGAGCGCUGUUGGAAAUCCCCCCAGCAAAGGCUGAGAAAAUUGCAUCCCAGAUGAUCACCGAAGGACGCAUGAAUGGCUUCAUCGACCAGAUAGACGGCAUCGUACACUUUGAGACCCGAGAACCCCUUCCUACCUGGGACAAACAGAUCCAGUCUCUGUGUUUCCAAGUCAACAACCUCCUAGAAAAGAUCCGUCAGGCCGCUCCAGAGUGGGCCGCACAAGCUAUGGAAGCCCAGAUGACCCAGUAGACGCCCCCUCAACACUCCAACAACAACAACGACAACAAAAAAUCCCACCUAAACUGCUCCCUUUGCCCAUCUUCAAGUUUUGUCUUCCUGCUCAAAAAUGUCACUUCGGUUCCAGUAAUGGAAGCACCCAAGAAGAACCUUCUGGUAUCGCUCGUUAGAGAUGUUUCUCUUUUUGAUACAGUUUCAGAGAGCGCUGUUGUAAUACCUAAUACUGAUUCAAUGUUUCACAGUAUUUAGAUAUGAUCACAGCAGUGCUAUAAAUCUGUAAGGAUUGACUUCAUUUGAUUUACUUCUUGUGUCAUAUGGUAUGUUUAAAAAAAAAUGUGCAUAUGAUGGUUGACAUGUAAUAUGGUUAAAGACUCAUACAACUGCUCUAUUUAAGCCUUUGCAUUCCAGCACAUUCACCCGUUUUUCAUUUGAUGUAAUGGCACAGCAAUAUCGGUCAAGUGGUUGGUUUAUUGCUUCACGUGAACCUCUCAGUUCACGCUCAUGAAAUUUUAAGCAAAGAGAAUUAAAAUCAAAGUGGAGAAAAUCA
Thunnus maccoyii (southern bluefin tuna) is the source of this 1813-nucleotide messenger RNA. RefSeq names its product COP9 constitutive photomorphogenic homolog subunit 4 (Arabidopsis) (gene cops4). The coding region runs from base 58 to 1278 and encodes 406 amino acids. Gene Ontology annotation, cellular component: COP9 signalosome; cytosol. Lineage: Eukaryota; Metazoa; Chordata; Actinopteri; Scombriformes; Scombridae. The transcript has 10 exons. The record is from RefSeq and is a predicted model, not a curated record.